Prunus armeniaca (apricot) is the source of this 183-nucleotide messenger RNA. NCBI's taxonomy places the organism in Eukaryota, Viridiplantae, Streptophyta, Magnoliopsida, Rosales, Rosaceae. The record is from the annotation of a GenBank genome assembly.
AUGUUGGGUUGUCGUGGUGCAAAGAAGCAAUGGCAACACAGAGAAAAAGGACCAGCAGUUGUGCAAAGGUGCUCUCAGGAAGAUUACGAUAGAUGGCUUGGAUACGAGCGCUCGAUGGUUUCUAGGCAGGGGCAAAGAAUCAAUGAACACAGUGGCUGGUCAACAGCAGUGGUGCUAGUGUAG